AGAGAGAGAGAUUUGAACUGUGCACGUUUGAGUGUGCAGUGCAGACUGGGAAUAACCCUAGGAAUAAGGGGUUGAGAGAGGAAUAGUUUCCCAGAAACAUUCCAUUUCGCACCAAUAUGUCUAAAAGCACAACAGCUUGACCGCACCACUCACACGCACAAGAAGAUCAAACACCAACACCACCAACACCACCAAAGUUCCAAGCAUCCAUCAAAAGAAGUUUGAAGUUAGAAGAGAAAAUCAUCAUCAAUGGAAGGAGAGCGUUCAGCAGGAAUAUUACCCAAUUAUGAUCUCCAGGUUUCAUUCUCAGCAGCUGCUCCCCAUGCCAUCCAAGAACUGGGUUUCGUCCAGUUCGAAGACCACUCACAGGUCAUGAGCUUCUUGGCCCCUAAUUCUCAGCCUCUCAACGGCGCCGCCGCCGCCACCUCCAACCACCACCACCACCAUGACAACAAUAAUACAUCCGUCGUAGGAUUUGACCACGGUGGACUUGGGAGCAGACCCUCUUGGAACAACGACCAGGUGGGGCAAUCGGAUCCCAAGGCCGUUAAUCACGAGAAUUGCACUGUUAAUGCCACCGAUAGUAACAAUUCAUGGUGGAGGAGCUCAUCCUCAGAGAAGAGCAAGGUAAAAGUAAGGAGAAAGCUUAGGGAGCCAAGGUUUUGUUUCCAAACAAGAAGUGAUGUGGAUGUGCUUGACGAUGGUUACAAAUGGAGGAAAUAUGGCCAGAAAGUUGUCAAAAAUAGCCUUCAUCCAAGUUGCAGGAGCUAUUACCGUUGCACGCAUAGUAAUUGUAGAGUGAAGAAGCGAGUGGAACGCUUAUCAGAAGAUUGUCGAAUGGUGAUAACCACAUAUGAAGGUAGACAUAAUCACUCUCCAUGCGAUGAUUCAACUUCAUCCGAGCACGAAUGCUUUACCUCAUUCUAAUAUGGCUCAUUAAUUAAUAUGACUAGAACAUUAAUGUUGUAGUAAUUAUAAUAUAUAUAGAAGUGUGCAUCAUCAAUCUUUAUUUGAGCAGAUUGGGUGUAUCCAACAUGAAAUCUAUUGUAAAGUUUGAUUUUCUUGAAGAUGAUUUCUAUUAAUAUAGAAGAUUGUGUUGGAUAUACAUCUUCUAUAGAUGU
Diospyros lotus (date-plum) is the source of this 1121-nucleotide messenger RNA. Its product is annotated as probable WRKY transcription factor 12. Gene Ontology annotation, biological process: regulation of DNA-templated transcription. The coding region runs from base 250 to 927 and encodes 225 amino acids. Lineage: Eukaryota; Viridiplantae; Streptophyta; Magnoliopsida; Ericales; Ebenaceae. The record is from RefSeq and is a predicted model, not a curated record. Gene Ontology annotation, molecular function: DNA-binding transcription factor activity; sequence-specific DNA binding. The transcript is spliced from 4 exons.